UGAUUAAAAGAAAAUUGUGAAAUGUUUAUCGGAUUAUUUGCACCAUUAUCAUCAUCAUGUCUUUGCCAACAGAAACAUCUACAGCCAUUGAUGGUUGUAAGAUCAGCGAAUACAUUGAUGAACAACAGCAAUUCGAAACUGUAAACAAAAAUGAUAACGAAAAGAAAUCUGUGAUAGAAACCGUAAACACUUCCAUUCAUGAAACCUCAUUGCCGGAUAAUAAUGAAUCUAUAUGUACGGAAACUGUGGCUUCCAUCAAUCCAGCAUCGACAUCAGAUACAAAUGAUCUAGAAACUUCAUUAGCCAAUUAUUGUACGGUGGCUGAUACAGCAUCACCAAAAACAGCCUCAUCAUCAGAAAUUUCAUCCAACAAUAAUAACAAUAAUCAUCGUAACGAUUCCAAUGAUUCGAAUUCUAUUUCGACACAGGAAUCGAAUAUUGAAUCAUCCGAUCCUAAUGAAGAGCAAUCGAAACCAGAGUUAUUGAUAAAUAAUAGUGGACUAGAUCAAGAUUCGAUUUCAACAACCAGAACAAAUUCUGCUAUUAACCUGAGUUCGCAAGAAUAUCAUCUAAAAUGGAUUAAAUGGAAUGGAGGAAAUGGUGGUUCUAAUGGUAGUAAUAAUAAUGGUAAUGGCCAAACUCAACAGCAAUCCCAAAAAGUGCCAAUCGUAACACAAAAUUCUAAUGGUUCAUGUCCACUACUGGCCAUAAUUAAUGUAUUGUUAUUGCGCAAGAAUAUAACAUUUCCCCCAAUCAUUGAAAUUGUCACAGCAUCCCAAUUAAUGGAUUAUCUUUGUGAUUGUAUACUAACUUAUGUUCCUAAGAAUCUAUCCGAACAAGUUAAAUUGAAUUAUGAACAAAAUCUUCAAGAUGCUAUGUCGAUAAUGCCACGAUUACAAACUGGUUUAGAUGUGAAUGUUAAAUUUACCGGAAUAAUGGAUUUCGAAUACACACCCGAAUGUAUAAUAUUUGAUUUGUUACGCAUACCAUUAUAUCAUGGCUGGCUAGUCGACCCUCAACAUCGCGAAAUAUGUCGUAUAAUCAAUAACCAAUCCUAUAAUCAACUAGUUGAUAGAAUAAUUGGUUCAAAAGCAACAAAUUCAAAUAAUAAUGAAAUGUUUUUGGCUGAAGAAUUUCUCAAUCAAAGCGCAUCACAAUUGACUAAUUAUGGUCUUUCUCAGCUGAUAAGACAUAUAAACGAUGAAGAAAUAUCUAUUUUAUUUCGCAAUAAUCAUUUUAUUACCAUGUAUAAACAUAAGGGUAAACUAUAUCAAUUGGUAACCGAUCAAGGAUUUCUGACUGAGCCAAAUGUUGUUUGGGAAUCAUUAAAUAGCAUCGAAGGUGAUGAUUAUUUUGUUGAUGCUGAUUUCCAGUUAGUUCCACCCAAACCAUUGACAUUAUUGCCAUUGUCAUCUUCAUCAACAUUGACAACACAGUUGCCAAAUCUCAAUACACAGCAACAAAUUGAUCAAGACUAUCUGAUUGCCUUGAGCUUGGAACAGGAGCAAACUUUCGACUUGGAUCAGCAACAACAGGACCGAAUCAUGAAAUCACGAGCUUGUACAGAUAAUUGUAAUAAUACCCCAAAUAAAACAACGAUUAUUGAUGGUAAUCAAAAAAUAUUCAUGAGCGAUGAAGAAUUGGCUAGAAAAUUACAAGCAGAAGAAGAUCAAUACUAUGAACAGCAAUCAAGUCAACAACGUAAACAAUCACCAGCGAUUAAUAAUAGUAAAACCUAUGCAUCUGUCGUAUCAUCAUCUCAACAACAAAAAACAACGAAGACUGCAAAAAAUCUUUCUAAUCAUUAUCAAAUUCCUAGUACUGGCAAUAUAACGUCAUCUUGUCAAACGAACUCCAUAACUACUUCAUCAUCACACAAUCCACAUUGCCAUCAACAGUCUCAAACGACAAAAUUAUCAUCAACAAUAACAUCAUCCGGAACUUAUCAGCAACAUCCACGAACCUCAACAUCAUUGUCUUCGUCGACUUCCAGCUAUCAUCAUCAACAUAAACAACACGGGCAUGCACAUCCCUCCACAAAUCAUCAACGUUCAGCAUCUUUAGAACAGAGUGUGUCCACGCCAGUCACGCCUACAACGACAACCGGAAUCAUACCUGAUGAUCGCCAAAGUGUAUCAUCAAAACGUUCGCAGAAUAAAAAUUGCACGAUAUCUUAGUCACCAAUCAUCGCUUACAUGAGCCAAUAUUUUAAUAGAUUGUUCGCCCAAUGAGUGCCUCUCGAGUUGUGGUAUUUUUUUUGUUGCUCAUGUCACCACGUUUCAUAUUUGGCUCCAAUCUUUG
This is a messenger RNA of Dermatophagoides pteronyssinus (European house dust mite), 2301 nucleotides long. RefSeq lists its product as uncharacterized. Lineage: Eukaryota; Metazoa; Arthropoda; Arachnida; Sarcoptiformes; Pyroglyphidae. Gene Ontology annotation, biological process: protein K48-linked deubiquitination. Gene Ontology annotation, molecular function: cysteine-type carboxypeptidase activity; cysteine-type deubiquitinase activity; K48-linked deubiquitinase activity. Gene Ontology annotation, cellular component: cell periphery; cytosol. The record is from RefSeq and is a predicted model, not a curated record.